GUAAUAACUCAUCGCCGAGCUGUCACAACUCACAAGUGGCUUAAUGUGCAUGCUUUUGUUUUAAGUAGCUUGAGCUUCCACUCCGCCAAACAUUCUUCUUGCUUUCUUUUCUUUUUAAGAUUUUCUGGCAUUCUGCUGCUGCGCCAUGAAGAAGAUGUUUGCUGUCAAGGUGGAAGAAGGAAGGGAGGGCCGGGACGGCCUGCCCUCCGUUGGCCCCGUCUAUCGGAAUCUAUUAGCCCACCAUCACUUUCCGCCCAUCGAUCCCCAUUUAUCCACAGCUUGGGAAAUCUUUAGGGCCUCUGUUGAAAAAUAUCCAGGAAAUAGGAUGCUAGGAUGGCGUCCAUUUCUCGAUCACAAGAAGUGGGGCCCUUAUGCCUGGAAAACCUACGAAGAAGUCUACGGAGAAACUCUUUGUGCUGGUUCAGCGCUACGAGCACAGGGCAUUCAACCUGGCGCCCGGGUGGGCAUCUAUGGAUCAAAUUGCCCGCAGUGGAUUGUCGCCAUGGAGGCCUGCAGUUCCCAGAGUUUGAUUUGCGUCCCUCUCUACGACACUCUCGGACCAGGAGCUGUUGAUUUUAUAAUAGAUCAUGCAGAUAUUGAUUUCGUUUUCGUACAGGAUAAGAAAGUGAAAGAACUUUUGAGGUGCAAGCAUGCUCGACGACUGAGAUCGAUGGUUUGCUUCACUUCCAUGACAGAGGAAGAGAAGGACGGAGCUGCAUCCGUUGGACUGAAAUCAUAUUCUUGGAACGAUUUUGUUCGAAUGGGAAAAGAGAAUCCCUCAGAUCUCUUGCCACCGCAGCCAUUUAAUAUUUGUACAAUAAUGUACACUAGUGGAACCAGUGGAAAUCCAAAAGGUGUUAUAUUGACUCAUGAAAACAUUUCAACAUGCAUCAGAGGGGUUGAUAUUUUCAUGGAACAAUUUGAAGAUAAGAUGACAGUGAAUGAUGUGUACAUAUCUUUUCUCCCUCUUGCUCACAUCCUUGAUCGCAUGAUUGAGGAAUACUUUUUCCACAAGGGUGCUUCUGUUGGUUACUAUCAUGGGGAUAUCAGUGAGAUACAGGAUGAUCUAAUGGAGUUGAAGCCAACUUUUCUGGCUGGAGUACCUCGAGUUUUUGAAAGGGUGCAUGAAGGUGUGCUAAAAGCACUUGAAGAACUCAAUCCAGUGAGGAGGAAAAUUUUUGGCAUGCUUUACAACUACAAGCUUAACUGGAUGAAGCGAGGCUACAAACAGAAACAUGCAUCUCCAAUAGCAGAUCUUCUAGCUUUUAGGAAGGUCAAGGCCAGGUUAGGUGGCCGGAUUCGUCUGAUAGUUUCUGGUGGUGCACCACUAGGCAGUGAGGUGGAAGAAUUCUUGCGGGUCACCUCGUGUGCUUUUGUUUUGCAAGGCUAUGGGUUGACGGAGACUUGUGGAUUGACCAGCCUUGGCUUUCCCGAUGAAAUGUGCUUGAUCGGAACAGUUGGUUCUGCAUUUGUAUACAACGAAAUUCGUCUGGAGGAAGUCCCAGAAAUGGGCUACUAUCCACUUGGAGAUCGUCCUCGUGGUGAGAUUUGUGUCAGAGGGAAGAUGGCUUUUGCAGGAUACUACAAGAACCCGGAAUUAACAAGAGAAACUAUAAGAGAUGGGUGGUUCCACACAGGUGACAUAGGAGAGAUGUCAGAAAAUGGUGUUAUAACGAUUAUCGAUAGAAAGAAAAAUCUUAUCAAGCUAUCUCAAGGGGAAUAUGUUGCAGUUGAAUAUCUGGAAAAAGUUUAUUGUGUUUCGCCAACAAUUGAAGAUAUCUGGGUGUAUGGAGAUAGCUUUAAGUCAAUGCUGAUUGCUGUCGUGGUACCACAUGAGGAGAACACGGUAAAAUGGGCACGGCAAAAUGGCCAUCAAGACUCCUUUUCCGGAUUGUGCUCGCUCAACCAGCUGCAAGAGCUUAUCCUACAGGAGCUAAGGUCCACAGCAGAGAGAAACAAGCUGAGAGGCUUUGAGCAUAUCAAAGCGAUUAUUCUGGAACCCCAACCUUUUGAGCUGCAAGCAGAUUUGAUGACUCCAACUUUGAAGAAGAAAAGGGAUCAGUUACUUAAGCGCUACAAGGGGGAAAUUGAGGGUCUGUAUGAGAAACUCUCUGGUGUUAAGCGCUAAGUCCAUUGCGCUUUGUGGCAUCAUUGCAAUUUAAAUUUGGAGACUGCCAAUAUCAGUAUGUAGCUGCUGGCCUGCGGCUGUUAGUGCAGGAGGAGCAAUGUUCCGACUUCGUUUGUGUGUGUUCAUAUUAUGUGAGUGAAUUGCCACCAAACUCCUCAGUGUGUAUGUGUAACUUCAAUGCCAGUUUACUCUCUUUUUUACUUUUAUACACCCAUAACAAACAAAAUGAUACUAAAUAUAAAACCUUUCCCCUUCGCCUA
Messenger RNA from Coffea eugenioides, 2388 nucleotides. Its product is annotated as long chain acyl-CoA synthetase 1-like. Lineage: Eukaryota; Viridiplantae; Streptophyta; Magnoliopsida; Gentianales; Rubiaceae. Gene Ontology annotation, molecular function: long-chain fatty acid-CoA ligase activity. Gene Ontology annotation, biological process: fatty acid metabolic process; wax biosynthetic process; cutin biosynthetic process. The coding region runs from base 146 to 2128 and encodes 660 amino acids. Gene Ontology annotation, cellular component: membrane; endoplasmic reticulum. The transcript is spliced from 19 exons. The record is from RefSeq and is a predicted model, not a curated record.